GACUACCCCUUGAAUGUGUGCGUCCCCCCGGCUGGCACAGCCGAACCCUUUGUGACUCGGACUGCAUAGUGAAGUCUGUCCCAAUCAAGGGAGAAGAACCCCUGAUAGUCGAUGCUCCGCAGACACGUGUAAAGCAGUCUUGGUGGUAUGGAUGGACGGCGGUCUUGGAGAAGAGUACUUCCUGUGUUUUUCCCCGAAGAAGGGUCCCCCAGGCCAGAGUCUAAGGCUUCAGUACUGGCAGAUGCAGCCCAGAGGUCUUGGUCCGAGAGGCUGGAGCAGCUCCGCCUGCGAGGGCAGCAGGCGGACGGCCUGUCCCAGGGAGUAGGGGCGUCCAGUGUCUUGUGGGCUGGGUGGGUAAGAACCAGCACCUGGCCUGAGCCUCUCUCGGGGGGUGGUUGGCAGCUGUGGUGGAAAGGUGCGGAUGUGUUUUCCAGUGGCUCCAGUGCUCGCGGGGGAGCUGGCCCAGAAGGACCCCCGGGGUGUGGGGGAGGGGCCCUGGGGAGCAGAGAACCGGCUUCAUGGGUGUCGUGUGGACAGCGCACCCUAGGGAGCCCACUCCUGUCAUCGACCUUGUAGGAACAUGCUGGAGGCUGGUACAGCUGGCAGUGUCCACACAGCAGCCAGUCGGCACAUUGCCAGCAGCACUCCGCCGGCAUGCUGUCAGGAUGCAGGUGACACAAGGAAGCAACUGCCCAGCUUGUGAGGAGGGGUUUGGCAGCUUGGCAGGAGGCUCCUGGGUGGCCUUUCCUGAGCCGGAGCUGGGCGCAGGUCACGCCUAGGGUUCCAGCUGGGCGGGGCGCAAAGGGGUCUUCACUGUGGCCCUCCUCAGGAUGCAGGCAUCAGGAGCUGGCUUACCGUCAGACACACGAGGGAGCUGCGGCGGGUUCACCAGGGUUCGCCAGAACUGGCCGCUCUUGUCCCUGGAGGUGACCUCUGCCUGAGCUAGGAGGGAAGACGGGUGUCCUGGGUGGAUGCUCCUUACAUCUUCCCUGUCCAGCUUGUCUCUGGGGCGGUGACCAUGGAUGUGGCCCGGGGCUGAGAUCUCCUGCCUGGCUGCCUGCAUCAUUCCCCGUGCACAUCUGGAAAUUGGGGAGGGUCUGGAGGGUUCUUCUCGCUUGCCCUGGGACUACUGUGCCCCACCUUCCUUGAGGCUGGACUGCAAGCAGUGGCUCCUUUGGGAGCCAGCCAUGGCUCUGACUGUUCUCAGCUUCGGUCCACACCAGCCGAAGGGUGGCUGGCAGCAGGGUCCCCCACCGUGCCUGUGGGGCCUGUCGACUUGACCUGGCCCCAGCCGUCCUGCUGCCCCACAUCUGGAGGUAGUUAAGGAAGGACCUCAAGUCUCCCUGGGGACCUGCCCACUGUCACUCAGGUCCAACUGGAAGGAAAUGUGCUUGUUCUCCUGGGGCCGAUGGCUGUGGAGUGAAUGGGCUCAUCUGGCAGUGCACAGCCACCUGGGGGCUCGCUCUUGCACUGCCCUCCCAGGGGAUGGGCCUGGGAACUCCCUUUACCUUGCUGGCUCAGGACUGUGGGAUGCCAGCUGGGGGAGGGCAGCCCCUCAGGCAGUGAGGGGUGGCCCUAUGCCCCAUAAGAGGAGGGGGCAGGGCUCUGGGGCAGCCUCGGCCACCUGCCACGCCUUUGCUCGAGGUCAGCCAGCCCCUCCCCUGCUGGCCAUGCUCACCCCAGUGGAGGAGCAGAACCCGUGAUCACCAAGGCUGGGACAAAGCUGGGGGCCCCAGGGGGUCAUCUGUCCUGCUUCCUGGUGCCAGCAGGACCCUGGGGCUGGGGCACCUGGGGCAGGGCCGGAAGAACCUGGGAGAGCUGAGUGAGGUGGUCCUAGGAAGGGGCUGAGGGGGCUGUGAACUCCUGAUGGCAUGUGUGCCCCCCACGGCGCGGGGGGUGCUCCCUGGCCACUACCCUGGAAGGGCUGCCUGCGAGAUGCCGGGCAGGGCGGGGCGGGGCGAAUCUGCAUAGCGGUUCCCAGGUUCCCCCCAGGGAAGGCCAGCCUGGGGCUGUUUCCUAGGACCUGGGGGGGCCUGGGGAGGCACAGCCUCUCGGACAGCGGCACCGGCUCCUCAGUAGAAGCGCGGCGGCGCGUGGUCAGUGGGUUCCCGCCCCGUGCACGCCCCCUAUGGCCUGGGCGCCCGGCGGACGGUCCUCCGCGUGCGAGCCCUCCCCCUUGGACCCCGCGGCUCUGGGGAAGGGGAGGGUUUAUCUGGCGGCGGCGCAGGCGGCGAGGGCACUGCGCGCGGGGAGCCGGCGAGCCUGCGGAGACAGAGUGCAUCCUGCCCGCCCGUGGUGCCGUCGCCCCGCUCGCCCGCGUGGAGAUGCACCAGCCAGGCGCCCCCCGGGGCUGCGUCCCCGCAUGGGGGCCCUGAGUGCCGGCUGUGCCGCCGCCCCCAUGAGCGUGCCCGGGCGCCCCCGCUCACAGCGCUGAGCCGCCGAGGUCCGGAGCCGUGAGUCGCCAUGCGCUGGGCUUGGGCCAUGGCUGUGGCUCUCCUCUGGCCGCAGCUCGCGCUCCUCGGGGACGUCAGGGCCCAGCGGGAGCCCAAGAGGCCGCGGCAGCUGGGUCAGCGCACCGAGCCCCCCAACGCCACCGUGUCCAACAGCGAGGGGCUGCCGGCCUCCCCCAAGCCGCCUGAGGCCUUGGGGCCUGAGUUCUCAGAUGCCCACAUGACAUGGCUGAACUUUGUCCGGCGGCCGGAUGAUGGGGCCUCGAAGAAACGGUGCCGAGGCCAGAGCAAAAAGUCGGUGAGCGCCGGGGUCUGUGCCCAGGGAGGGGUGGCUGUGGCUGCUCGGGGAUUCUCACUUUCUCCUGCCUCCCCCCAGCGAGGCCUCUCUGGCCCUCCAGGGCCUCCUGGGCCCCCCGGCCCCCCAGGCCCCCCUGGUGUGGAAGUCACCCAGGAGGCCCUGCUGAGGGAGUUUCAGGAGAUGCUGAAAGAGGCCACCGAGCGUCGGUUCUCAGGGCUGCUGGGCCCGUUGCUGCCUGAGGGGACAGGCAGGCGGCUGGUGGCUGAGGCCUUCCACUGCCGGCUGAAGGGCCCUGUGCUGGUGGACAAGAAGACUCUGGUGGAGCUACACGGCUUCCAGGCUCCCACAGCCCAGGGCGCCUUCCUGCGGGGGUCUGGCCUGAGCCUGGCCUCGGGCCGGUUCACAGCCCCGGUGAGCGCCAUCUUCCAGUUCUCCGCCAGCCUGCACGUGGACCACAGGGAGCUGCAGGGCAGGGCUCGGCUGCGGGUCCGGGACACCGUGCGGGUGCUCAUCUGCAUCGAGUCCCUGUGCCAUCGCCACACGUCCCUGGAGGCCGUCUCGGGCCUGGAGAGCAACGGCAGGGUCUUCACGGUGCAGGUGCAGGGGCUGCUGGAGCUGCAGGCUGGACAAUACGCCUCCGUCUUCGUGGACAAUGGCUCUGGGGCAGCUCUCACCGUCCAGAGCAGCUCUAGCUUCUCUGGCCUGCUCCUGGGCAUGUGAGAGCACCGGCCAGGGCUGGGAGAAGCUGCCGUCAAAGAGGACUCGCUGAGGCUGUGGAGGGGCUGCCCAGCCCACCCCCCACUGCCCUCUGUUAUCCGUGGUCACGGCAAUAAAGCACCCCGAGCCCUCUCUGUCACUUGGUCACUGUGUCAUCGUCGUGGAGGUGGAGGUGAGGGCAGGGCCAGAAGUGCAGCCAUGGAGGGAUGUGUGGCCUUAGGACUCACUCCUUGGGCUGGGGCGGGGGCAGGCCAGUGGGCUUUGCUCUGGACGUGGAGGUUUCAGCCAAGCGUCCUGGCAGCGCCGGGUGCAGCCCCACAGCCCCUGUGCCUGCUGAGUACAAGGGCAGGUGUCCAUCCUGGUCCCUGCUUGGCUCUGCCCACGGCCUGGGACUGCCCCUCUGCUCACCCAGGGCCAGUCCAGCCUUGGAGGCAGCAGCCUUUGGCCCCCUGCAGGGCCAGGGGCCCAGACCCAUUCAGUCUGGGGAACUAGAAGACUCGGAGGUUGGUGAGCGGGACAGUGGCCUGAUGCCGUGUGCUGUGCGUGUCUGGGGCACAGAGGACGAGGUGGGGAGCCCUCAGGAGGGCCUCACCUGCAGGGUAGGUGCGGGGAACAGACGUGGGCGAGCCACACACAGGACUGCAUGUGAACUGGAGAGUGUCCCUGCUGCCCAGGUGCGCUGAGGCACACGUUUCCUGUGGGGCUGAGCGAAGGUUGUCCAGGCCUAGGCCGGCAAGCACCUCACUCUCGCCACUUUCCCCUUGGCUGCUGCCCCACCAGGCGGUGUAAACAACUCACCCCAAAGACGGGGUCAGACCUGUGGAUUCAGGGCCCCCUUCCCCCACUCCAUUUUGGCUCCGGCAAACCCAGACCAAAGAAUGUAAAUUGGUCCUGGGCUGUCCGGGCCUCUGCAGAGCCACUGAGAUACCAUCUCUGGUUGGCACCUGGGCCCUCAGCAGGUGGCCCCAGCUGGAUCCCCGGCCCCUGACCUCUCUGCAGACGCACAGGGGUUGGGUGUGGCUCAGCUCCGCAGCAGCAGGGCCUGGAGACCCUGCUUCCAGGGCUGAGCAGGGCAGGGUCUCCAUCCUGCAGGUGGGGUCUG
Molecule: messenger RNA, 4567 nt
Organism: Diceros bicornis minor
Lineage: Eukaryota; Metazoa; Chordata; Mammalia; Perissodactyla; Rhinocerotidae
Gene: C1QTNF12
Product: C1q and TNF related 12
Exons: 7
Coding region: 2464-3468 (334 amino acids)
Biological process (GO): positive regulation of insulin receptor signaling pathway; negative regulation of gluconeogenesis; positive regulation of D-glucose import across plasma membrane
Molecular function (GO): hormone activity
Source: RefSeq, a predicted model, not a curated record